This is a messenger RNA of Alternaria postmessia, 309 nucleotides long. RefSeq lists its product as uncharacterized. Gene Ontology annotation, cellular component: endoplasmic reticulum membrane; signal peptidase complex. The record is from RefSeq and is a predicted model, not a curated record. NCBI's taxonomy places the organism in Eukaryota, Fungi, Ascomycota, Dothideomycetes, Pleosporales, Pleosporaceae. Bases 1 to 309 code for a protein of 102 amino acids. Gene Ontology annotation, biological process: protein targeting to ER. The transcript has 3 exons.
AUGGCAGACCAGUUAUUAGAGCAAGCGCGCGACGCGUUCGAGGGCCAGAUUGACUUCGAGGGCCAGAGGCUUGCAGAGAUGCUGAGUACCGUUCUGCUCGGAGCGGCUGGUAUCAUUGCAUUCAUCGUUGGCUUCCUGCAGCAGGACAUUCGACUAGCACUCUACAUUGGCCUCGCCGGCUCCGCCCUCACAUUCCUCGUUGUCGUACCCCCGUGGCCGUUCUACAACAAGAACCCCGAAGACUGGCUCCCACCGUACAACUCAACGCCACAGUACAACAUCGACGUGGACGGGCAGAAAAUCGGAUAG